AUGGAUGCUUGGAUUUCAUUGGAUUCUUAUAGUGUAUCAUCAUCAUCAUCAUCAUCAUCGUCGUCGUGUUCAGAAUCAUUUUAUCAAAGUUUAAAAGAAGUUUCAUCUACUAUACAAUACGAAGAUCAACCGACAUCGACAACGACAAACGAUAAAGAUUUAACAACUACAAACAUUUUUAAAAACGAUGACGAUGACGAUGACGACAAAACUAUUUCAUCCAGUCCCGCUUUUGGUGGAGUCAAAGGAAAUAACAUAACGACUACGUCACAAAAUGGCGGACAAACAUCUGGAAUAUCAAAAACGGAACCGAAACCCGUCGAAUGCGCUUUGUGUCAUAGAAAAUUUAAAAAUAUUCCAGCAUUGAAUGGACAUAUGAGAUUGCACGGAGGUUAUUUUAAAAAGGAUUCGGAAGCGAAAAAAUGCGAGAAAAAGGAAGUGAAUGGACCACCCCUACAAACGGCGAGUAUGAGCGUCAGAGCUUUAAUAGAAGAAAAAAUUAUACAGAAGAGAAAUACAAACACACAAAAUGUUGUCGCCGUUUCGAGUGAUAAUAAUAACGGAAGUAAAAAUGUAACCGGAAGGAAUUUGGUUGCGGCGACUACGACACCGAAACAAAAUCAAGAACAAGAUUUAAAUAUAAAACUAUCGUCGUUUGCCGUACCCGCUCCGCCGAUACAGACGACGACGACGACGAUACUCUCGUCGUCUGAAAAAAUAAGACGUCAUUCUGAUUCUGAACAUUUUUUACCACCGAGAGCACCCUCGGGAGUUCAACAGGAAGCGCAAGCUCUAGCCGAAUUAUUAUUAAAAAGAGGGAAAAAAUUAUCGGUUAAAAGAGCGAGUUCGGAUCCUGGAGCCAUCAUUAAUCCGAGUAGUCCGCUCCAGUUGAGCGCCAACAGCAGUCCGGGUCCUCCGUUGCAAUUGAGUUUUCAAUCUCCCGAUUACACGUUGAGCGGCGUGACGUAUCAAACGGAAGAUGGCGGUUAUUUUUCACCCAAUCUUCAAGAGGAUGUUUUUCAACAAGUUUCUGCGGAUUCUAUGCUUUUGCAGGGUGUGGAUCCCAAUCAAUUGACUGAUUCGUUGCAAUUUCAAGCGUCUCUUCUGCAAGAUCAAACGGAUCAAUUAGCUUUGGAAGAAUAUCAGGGUUCAAACACUCAAGAUUUGCAAGCCGUUUUCAAUUCGGCUCUUCCUGUCAAUUUGGCCGAGUUUGGAACUUAUGGCGGUUCUCAAACGGAAAGUCCGAAAGAUUUGCAAUAUCAUCAGGAUUCUCCGUUGCAACAGACGAAGGAUUUUGUUAAUUACGUCAACUCUCCUCAUCCGUCUUUAGCGACACAAAGUCCACUUCCAUCUCCGAUCACGCAUCACGAUUCACCGAGUUUCACUUAUCCCACUCCGCCGGCUAGUCAAGAAGGUCAAAGUCCAUCUUUCGGUCAGGGACUCCUUACCGGGUCUCUUCGUAUAUCGUCGCCUCAGCAAAGUAACGACGGAUUCGUACAAUCUGUUAUUUCGCACGGCGGGGGACCAGUCCCGGUUUCGUCGCCGUUGUCCUCUGCCUUUUACACGUCAACGAUGUCCAGUGCCGCUGCCGUUGAAGCAGCUUUAUCAGAGGUUUUACCUUUAGACAGCCAAAAUACUUGCAACGGUCCCGUACGACUCAGCAUGUAUCAACCUUCGCCGCCUCCUCAUUCUCCAUUUUCGGGUACUCCCGUUCCAUCACCUUUAUCAUUAUCGAGCGUGCCGGCUUCUUCCUCUUCCGUGUCUUCCCCGAUGCCUCAAACUGCCUUUAAUAAUUCCCAAAAUCACAAUUCUUUUCCACUUUCUCCGCAGCAAACUUUGCAAUCUCAAAUGAUGCCAAAUUCCGAAGAUCCACUCUUAUCCAGUAGUCCGAAAGAUUUCGCGAGCAGAAAAAGAUUCGAUUUUAACGGAGUUCAUUCCUUUAAACUCAUCGGAAAUGGAAUGGUGGAUCUCGGAAGCGGAGGAUUGGGAAUCAUGGUGGAUACAAACGGAGAGCUUAAAAUAUUUCAAGCAGCAUCUCCGCAGCAAGCCAAAAAUUUAGUCAUGUCUGGAGCUUCAAUAAUUAAUUCAACGACUGGAACCUACGUCAGAAAAGCUGAAACAGGAACGCCGAUCAGGAUAACCGGAAGUUAUACGACGCCACAACAUUUCACAAUAUUACAAAAUGUUUUACGUAAUCAAAGGCCCAAGGUUCAAAUUCCGUUAGAAAAUUUAAAAGAAGAAGUAGAAGACGAUGUUUUCGUGAGUCCUUCGAGUAUUCCUUCGAGCCCGUCGAGAGCAAUGAAAAGGAAAUCAGUGAAAAUGGAACCAUUUUUUGGAACUACGACUCCUUUUCACACGGGUCAUCAAUCAAAAUUAAGAGCCCCCCGAGUUAAAGACAUUGGAACUCCUCCGCCGUAUACGCCAGCUCCGAUGUUGAGCCCGAAUAGGCCGGGACAAGGGCUUUACUGGCAAGCCAUAACUUCGGCAACUUCUUCAUCAUCGUGGCCAACAUCAACAACUAUCGGUGCAGCAACAGAAAAGAACGAAUUUUCGGAUUCACCGAUAGAAAGUGAUGCUCACCCACACAUAAACAUCGGUCCUAGACAUCAAGCAACGAUUCCCAGUCUGGAGACUGAUUUUUUUAAAUUAGAUAGAGAACCAUCUUACGAGCAUCUCCUUUGGGAUCCGGGCAUAGGAAAACUUUGCAACGAUUCCGAAAUCGAAAUGUAUUUGGAAUUUGCCUGUUGUGCUGCUGUUCCCGGAGGUGGUCGUAACAAAGAAUACGCAUUACACCUCCUUAAUAUGUGCCAUGGAAACAUUCAUGAGGCCAUGUUGAAACUCAUGCAACCCACACCCUGGCUUCCACCUGGUCAUCCUCUCUUGGCCUACGAAUAUGCAGAAAGCGAUAGGUGGAGCGCCGACGAAGUUGAUGCAUUUCAUCAAGGUUUGCUCAAAUUCGAUAAGGAUUUCCAGACAAUCGCCCACGAGAUUGGGUCAAAAACAAUAAAGCAAUGUAUUCAGUUUUAUUAUUUAUGGAAGAAAAUCUGCCCUGAGGAGUACAAAAGAUUGCGAUUGUUAAGACGAAGAAAAGAAUCUGAGCCAAUAAAAACGGAAAUGGAUUUAGAUUACGACGAAAUUAAAAUUGAACCCGAUUUAAGGCAUUCAAGCCCCGCAAACGAUGUCGAUCUUGUAUCAACGAGUUCGGAAAGUCGACUUUUCGUAUGCGAAUACACGGAUUGUUCAGCUAGUUUUAAUUCUCGUGCUGCAUUGAGUGGUCACAUAAGAAUACACGGUGGUACUCUUGGCGGACGUGCGUCGACACCGGACAGAAGAGGAAACGGAGUCGGAAACUCGUUAGAAGAGUUUCCCUGCAAGAUCUGCGGGAAAAUUUUCAGCAAAGUUAAAAGUCGUAGCGCUCACAUGAAAUCUCACAGGCCACCCGAUGCCGAACCUAAAAAAUCAAAAGUCGACACACACAAAGCUGAACUUGCCGAACAAGCCGUUGGGAGAACGGUUGGAGUUACCAGUUCUUCGAUUCCUAUAUCGAGAUUAACUUAG
Molecule: messenger RNA, 3558 nt
Organism: Pediculus humanus corporis (human body louse)
Lineage: Eukaryota; Metazoa; Arthropoda; Insecta; Psocodea; Pediculidae
Product: rest corepressor corest, protein, putative
Exons: 11
Coding region: 1-3558 (1185 amino acids)
Biological process (GO): regulation of transcription by RNA polymerase II; negative regulation of DNA-templated transcription
Cellular component (GO): transcription regulator complex; histone deacetylase complex
Molecular function (GO): transcription corepressor activity
Source: RefSeq, a predicted model, not a curated record